This is a messenger RNA of Micropterus dolomieu (smallmouth bass), 778 nucleotides long. RefSeq names its product heterogeneous nuclear ribonucleoprotein A1-like. The record is from RefSeq and is a predicted model, not a curated record. Gene Ontology annotation, molecular function: RNA binding. NCBI's taxonomy places the organism in Eukaryota, Metazoa, Chordata, Actinopteri, Centrarchiformes, Centrarchidae. The coding region runs from base 130 to 759 and encodes 209 amino acids. The transcript is spliced from 6 exons.
CAAUUGCUGUAUGAAAGAGGUGUUUCCUUUGCUAUUUAUUGUACUGUUGAGGAUCGGGCUAGGCUCGUCUGACGCAGAUCACCUCUCCCCGGCCAGUUUACGAGAAGUCUUCAAAGAUAUAGCUGCAAGAUGUCGAAAGAUGUCCCACGUGAGCCGGAGCAGCUUCGCAAGCUGUUUAUUGGUGGUUUGAGCUUCGAGACCACAGAUGAAAGCCUCCGGGCUCAUUUUGAGCAAUGGGGAGGGCUUACAGAUUGUGUGGUUAUGCGGGAUCCCAACAGCAAGCGAUCCAGGGGCUUUGGCUUUGUCACAUACUCAUCAGUACAGGAAGUUGACGCCGCCAUGUCUGCCCGCCCCCAUAAGGUUGAUGGAAGAGUUGUUGAGCCUAAGCGAGCAGUAUCAAGAGAAGACUCAAACCGUCCAGGUGCCCAUGUAACAGUGAAAAAGAUUUUCGUGGGUGGCAUUAAGGAAGACACAGAGGAGGCCCACCUGCGAGAUUACUUUGAACAGUUCGGUAAAAUUGAAGUCAUUGACAUCAUGACUGAUCGUAAUACUGGAAAGAAAAGGGGCUUUGCCUUCGUGACGUUUGAUGACCAUGAUUCUGUCGACCGGAUCGUCAUCCAGAAAUACCACACAAUAAACUCCCACAACUGUGAAGUAAGGAAGGCCCUCACAAAGCAGGAAAUGCAGACUGCGGGUCGCAGCAGUGGUGGAAGGCCCUAUGAAUACGACAGAGGCUUUAAUCAGGGUAAGACUGACUGAAAAAAAAACAGUUUUGCAC